UUUUUUUUGGCAGUGAGGGCGCAAGCGCGGUGAUUCAACAACGCGCUGUCGACAAUACACGUCAAUUAUAUGACAUCGAAACAUCAGGCAUGGCUGAAGAAAGCAGCAACGAAUACACGCCUCGUGACUUAAGCAUGAAGGGCAAAGGCACAACAUGUACAAGCCGUGGCGGUACCCAGGACGCUUCAUCUACUUUGGGCGCCUACAGCAGUAUUUCCGACGAGGCCUUGCGUUACCAGAGGAACACGCUGCACACGCUCACGACAGACGAAAUUUGCAACGUCGACGGUGUCACUGACAAUGGCAGCAUGAGUUGCCAGCCCCUGGAGUCCAUCAAUGGCAUUGAUAACUCAAGGCCCAGCACAAGCCACGCUAGCAUGGAGGAAGCAUCAGCCAAUUCCGAAGACGGCGCCACGAAUGCUCCCGGAACCAGAGGAAGGGAAUAGCGAGAGCUUUGUGGUGCAUGUGGCAAUGUUUGGAGCAGAUGGGACGCCUUACACG
This is a messenger RNA of Dermacentor andersoni, 501 nucleotides long. The record is from RefSeq and is a predicted model, not a curated record. Lineage: Eukaryota; Metazoa; Arthropoda; Arachnida; Ixodida; Ixodidae.